UAUUUCUUCUCGAACUCUCCUUCUCGACGCCUCAAUAAAAAAGCUUCGCUGUUUGGAAAAAUUAAACAAAAUGGCUUUGCCAAAUCAGCAAACUGUUGAUUAUCCAAGCUUCAAGCUUGUAAUUGUCGGUGAUGGUGGUACAGGGAAAACCACAUUCGUUAAGAGGCAUCUUACCGGAGAGUUUGAGAAGAAAUAUGAGCCAACUAUUGGUGUGGAAGUUCCUCCUUUGGAUUUCUUCACCAACUGUGGAAAAAUUAGAUUCUAUUGCUGGGAUACAGCUGGCCAAGAGAAGUUUGGUGGUCUCAGAGAUGGAUAUUACAUCCAUGGACAGUGUGCCAUCAUUAUGUUUGAUGUUACUGCACGAUUGACAUAUAAGAAUGUCCCUACAUGGCAUAGGGAUCUUUGCAGGGUCUGCGAAAACAUUCCUAUUGUUCUCUGCGGAAACAAGGUGGAUGUAAAGAACAGGCAGGUGAAGGCAAAGCAGGUUACUUUUCACAGGAAGAAGAACUUGCAAUACUAUGAGAUUUCAGCUAAGAGCAAUUACAAUUUUGAGAAGCCAUUUUUGUACCUUGCCAGAAAACUUGCUGGGGAUCCUAACUUGCAUUUUGUUGAGACUCCAGCCUUGGCUCCCCCAGAAGUGCCUAUUGACCUUGCAGCACAGGCACAGCACGAGGCUGAGCUUGCUGCUGCUGCUAGUCAACCUCUUCCAGAUGACGACGACGAUGCAUUUGAGUAAAGAAUAUCAGGGGGGUGUUGUCAUUGAUGGAGUGAGAGGCAUUUGAUUAUAUGAUUUGAAGGAUAUAGAUUUAUGUCCUUCGACUUGUAUGAGUAUAAACUGGAUGAUUUCAGGUUUAUUACUGACCUGUUUGUUUGAGUUGCUCGUAUCAUCAUUUUGCCAGGGGUGUCUUGCCUUGUUUAUUCCAUCUUCAUACAUACAGUUUUAUGCUCCUUGUCGAUGUCUGCAGGAUGCUACUAAUGUUUUCUAUCUGUCCUUAAUUUGCCAGUACUGUGCUGAUUAGCGAUUAUAAUUAUGUCUUUUCUUA
Messenger RNA from Populus euphratica (Euphrates poplar), 1043 nucleotides. RefSeq names its product GTP-binding nuclear protein Ran-3-like. Gene Ontology annotation, molecular function: GTPase activity; GTP binding. Bases 71 to 736 code for a protein of 221 amino acids. The record is from RefSeq and is a predicted model, not a curated record. Lineage: Eukaryota; Viridiplantae; Streptophyta; Magnoliopsida; Malpighiales; Salicaceae. The transcript is spliced from 9 exons. Gene Ontology annotation, biological process: ribosomal subunit export from nucleus; protein import into nucleus. Gene Ontology annotation, cellular component: nucleus; cytoplasm.